AUGCUUGCAGUAUGGAUCAUUACUCUUCUUCUUCUCAAUGCAGCCAGAGGAAGGGAAGUUUGCUACAAGAGGCUUGGAUGCUUUUCAGACAGCCCCCCAUGGGCUGGGAUCCCAGGGAGACAACUGGCAGGCUUGCCCAGCUCUCCAGAUGCUGUGAACACAAAUUUCCUUCUUUACACCAGAGAUAACAUGGUGAAACACCAAAGAAUUUCAGCUACAAAUCCUUCAACUAUAAAAGCUUCGAAUUUCCGGGCGCACAGGAAAACUCGUUUCAUUAUACACGGCCACCUUGCUGGAGCAGAUCUCCCCUGGAUAACAAGCAUAUGCAGGUUCAUGUUUCACUCUGAAGAUGUGAACUGCAUUUUGACAGACUGGAGGGACGGCUCCAGUGGUCUGUACACGGACGCCGUCAACAACGUCCGCAUUGUGGGGGCUGAGCUGGAGUACCUGGUGAACUUCCUCGAGAAAGAAUACGGCUACUCUCCUGCCAACAUCCAUUUCAUCGGCCACAGCCUUGGAGCACACGUUGCAGGGGAGGCAGGGAGGAGGAAGCCUGGCAUUGGAAGAAUAACAGGUUUGGAUCCAGCUGGGCCCCUUUUCCAGUACACUCCCACAAUGGUUAGGCUGGAUCCUUCAGAUGCAAAAUUUGUUGAUAUAAUUCAUACUCAUGCUGGUCAUCUUUUCUUUGACUUUGCUCCAGGGAUUCUUCAGACUUGUGGCCACCUGGAUUUUUACCCAAAUGGUGGGAAGAGGAUGCCAGGAUGCAGCCAGCUUCGUGUACCUCCUGCAACCCGGGAUAUCAAUGACCUGAUGAGAGCAGCAUAUGGAUCUUUUGGAUGUGCACAUAAAAGAAGUCUCAGGUAUUAUGCUGAGAGCAUCAUCACUCCAGAUGGAUUUGUGGGGUAUCAGUGUGACACAUACCGACAGUUUGUGUUGGGAGACUGCUUUCCAUGUCCAGAAGAAGGAUGCCCGCUGAUGGGUCAUUAUGCUGAUAAGUUUUUACAUAAAACUGAAAAAGAACAUCAAAAAGUUUAUUUAAACACAGGGUCCUCCCCUCCAUAUGCUCGCUGGCGAAAAGAGAUACAUGUCAAAGUAUGUGCAACAGAAACCAUGAAGGGAAAUAUAGAUAUAGCCUUGACUGGAACUAAUGGGUUCAGAAAAAAAUAUACCAUUGACAAGGGAACUCUCAAACCAGGCAACACAUACUUGAACUACAUUGAUACAGAAAUUUCUGGGAACAUUUCAAAAGUUGAGUUUCUCUGGAAAAAGCAAGUAGGUCAUGCAGACAGAGGCUGCAUGGGAGCCGAAGAAGUCCGAAUAAUAUCUGGGGAAAACGGGAAUAUGUAA
Molecule: messenger RNA, 1347 nt
Organism: Lonchura striata (white-rumped munia)
Lineage: Eukaryota; Metazoa; Chordata; Aves; Passeriformes; Estrildidae
Source: RefSeq, a predicted model, not a curated record